AUGAGAGAGGUAAAGACAGCCGGGCUCAUCUUCAUCUGUUUUUCAAUGCUUCACGGUUUUGUUGCAGCAUUAAACUGCUCCAGCCCAACUCCUGAAUCCUUUUUUGAUGCACUUGAGAAGGAACUACUUCCUAGAACACUACACCGACCUGUAAAAAGCUUCUCAGAUACAAUGAACGUAUCCAUCGAAAUAACUGUGGUGGGAAUUAUAGGAGUGAAUGAAAAAGAACAGUCCUUGACAACAUUUAUAUGGCAGGUCCUGGAGUGGCAUAUAGAGGGACUGAGCUGGGAUGAGGAGGAAUGUGGAACUACAAGAGUCUCUGUUCGUCGAGAAAAGCUUUGGAUCCCCGACAUCCAAAUCUCAGAGUUCAUGGAAGAGGAAAUGUCUCCCAAAUCUCCCUAUGUCUACCUAUACAACACAGGUUUUGUAUAUGAUGAUAAGCCGAUCAGAGUGGUCAGCUCCUGCCAAUUAGAAAUCUACAAUUUCCCCUUUGAUAUCCAAAAUUGCUCGCUGACCUUUGGAUCAUAUCUACACUAUGUUGAAGACAUAGCGGUGUUUCAAAGCGUCACAGUUGCAGAGAUACUGGAGGAGUCGAGACAAGUGAUAACCACCAGAGGGGAGUGGGAGCUUGUAGAUAUCAAAGCAUCUUCAACUUCCCUGGACAUAGAUGAUGGCAGCUACUCUGAGAUCAGAUACUAUAUAAUUUUGAGACGCAGGCCAAGCCUCUACGUGGUGAACCUCCUGAUCCCCAGCAUCUUCCUCCUCGCAUUGGACCUCUUCAGCUUCCUGCUGCCUCCCCAUAGCGUGGACCGUGGUGCCUUUAAGAUGACCCUCAUCCUGGGCUACACCGUUUUCCUGCUCAUCAUGAACGACCUGCUGCCUGUCACUGGGGAGUCAACACCUCUCAUCAACGUGUUAUUCUGCAUCAGUCUCGCUCUGAUGGUGGUCAGCCUGUUGGAGACAGUGUUUAUCACUAAUAUCCAGUUCACUUCCAGCCAGUACGGUGCGGCUCCUCACUGGCUCAGUGUCCUCGUGCUACGAUAUCUAGCUGUUGUUGUUCGUAUCCCUCCAGUAAAGAAGAGCAACCGCGUCACAGUCUCCCUUCAACCAACUGAUAGAGCAAUGAAUACCAGCAUCAUCCUUUUAAGAGAUCUUGAGCGCGUCGCUGGUGAUACACCGCCAGUGACACCCCCUCCGGAGCCGGCCCUGGAAGAACUGAGGAAGCUGAGCAGCGAUCUCAAAGCCAUCCGCCUCCAGAUGGACAAACACUUCCAGGGGAGUAAAACCUCGCAAGAAUGGCAAAUGAUAGGGAUAGUCAUUGACCGUCUGCUGUUCGGCUUGUACAUUGUCUUCGUCUUUGUCUGCAUAAUCACCAUCGUAAGUCUCUGGAUCUGCAGUAACGCGUACAUAGGUUGUCUUCAUGGGAGUGUUUAA
Sebastes umbrosus (honeycomb rockfish) is the source of this 1434-nucleotide messenger RNA. Its product is annotated as 5-hydroxytryptamine receptor 3A-like. Gene Ontology annotation, biological process: nervous system process; chemical synaptic transmission; signal transduction. Bases 1 to 1434 code for a protein of 477 amino acids. Lineage: Eukaryota; Metazoa; Chordata; Actinopteri; Perciformes; Sebastidae. The transcript has 9 exons. Gene Ontology annotation, cellular component: neuron projection; synapse; membrane. The record is from RefSeq and is a predicted model, not a curated record. Gene Ontology annotation, molecular function: neurotransmitter receptor activity; extracellular ligand-gated monoatomic ion channel activity; transmembrane signaling receptor activity.